AUGCGGAGGCAGCGCAUCGGUCUUCCCGUGGCACUACUCAUCCUGCUGUUCAUGAUCUGGGGGAUCCAGCUCUCACGGCGGGCUCCCUUGGCAGCAUCAUCACAAUCCCGCGGUGCCUUGAUAAUCACAGGCUCGCCACAGCACCACUAUCCAAACGUGGACUUGUCGUCACCGCGCGCCCCCUUCAUUGCCUGGCCGUUGGCCCGGAUCUGUACCGAGACGACAGCCUGGGUCCCCGGGCUGGUAUUCCUGUGCGACAACAAUAGCGGCGGGCCGGGCAACAUCCGCAACUACAUCCUCACGUGUGUGCGCUAUGCGGUAGAGGCCGGAGCCACGUCGCUCGUGCUGCCGCGCAUCCGCGUUCGGUCCGCCGACCACCUGGCCGACCUGUUCCGCGGUGGCCACGCGCCCUUCGGCUACAUGUUCUCGGAGACACGGUUCCGGGAAGGGCUAGCGGCCGCGUGUCCGCGCGUCGUUGUCUACGCGGCGCUCGAGGACGUGCCCUAUGUGCUGCAGAAGGUCGCGCGCGAGGGUCUGCCGGACGUCGAGAAGAUGGUCGAGCGCGUGGCGCCCAAGGACCUGGGCCGGCGGGCCGGCUGCGACCUGCGCGACCAGAACCGGCACACGGACCGCUUCGGUGACAGGUUCCGGGCCUGGCUCGACGAGUCAGCGCUGGAGCGGCGGCUGCCGGCGGUGGGCAUCGAGAGCCCGCGGUUGAUUCGGCUGCAGUGGGGCGUCCUGUGGGACUGGGAGGUUAUGAGGGAUGGGCCGGAGUUCGUGGCGACAUUCGGGGGGCUUCUCAUGUUUAGGGAUGAUGUAUUAAAUCUGGCACACGCGGUCGUACGGGCGAUGAGGAGGGAGGCCGGGAGGAUAUCUAAUAACGCAGGCCAGGCGAACGAGAGUUUCCUUGCCAUCCACUUGAGGUCGGAGGAGGAUGCACUCAAAGAGUGGCCAACUUACGAGGUUCAAGCCGCAGGAUUCAUCACAGAAGUUGGGCGACGAGGAUUCAAGGGUGGAGUUGCGUAUCUCGCGUCCGGCAGCGAGAGCGAGUCUCAGAAAUUUGCAGAUGAGGCCUGGUCGGAGAUGCAGUUGAACGUGCGCACGAAGUAUGAUAUGCUCCAUGGUCAGAAGCUGGAGACAUUGAAAAGCAUGACGUGGGAUCAGCAGGCCCUGGUCGACUUCGCCGUCUUGCUGGAGUCGGAUUACUUCGUGGGCGUCAGUCCGAGCAGCUUCAGCAUCAAUGUAGCGUUAAAACGGCACUUACAGAUAGGGGGGCUUCUUGCAAGGCCAUGGAAAGUCGGCGGCACAGGAGAUGGUCGGAGCUGGGUUGUUGGAAACUUCGAAAUUUAUUGGGAUGACUGGCUCUUUAUGUACGACGGAAUGUGGCCAUGA
Neoarthrinium moseri is the source of this 1392-nucleotide messenger RNA. RefSeq lists its product as uncharacterized. The record is from RefSeq and is a predicted model, not a curated record. The transcript has a single exon. Bases 1 to 1392 code for a protein of 463 amino acids. Lineage: Eukaryota; Fungi; Ascomycota; Sordariomycetes; Amphisphaeriales; Apiosporaceae.